Messenger RNA from Nelumbo nucifera (sacred lotus), 7755 nucleotides. The record is from RefSeq and is a predicted model, not a curated record. NCBI's taxonomy places the organism in Eukaryota, Viridiplantae, Streptophyta, Magnoliopsida, Proteales, Nelumbonaceae.
GAUUUUUAUUUGCUAGAAUAUUUUCUCCGACCUUUCAACUUGACUGCGUAGAACUAUACAUCACGAAUGCUAGAAUUAUGCUUCUUUGUACCAUUUAUAUUUGCUCCAACAUAAGCUUCUGUAUUGAGAGCAAAGGAAGAUUUUUCCUCAUCUCCCAGAACCAUGCACUGGAAAUUUGCAACUUAAGGUUGUGGAUAAAAGCUUUAUACAUGAUACUCUUGCGGUGGAGGCUAGCAAUUGAAUCUUUAUUCAAUCUUCUUAUAGGUUUCGGAUGGUGGAGGAAGUAUGCCGGUAAUUGUGGGGAGAAAUGCAAAGGUAUUCUGCUACCAGCUGUGGUGGAGUUAGCAGCACUGCAGUUGGUGGGGCAUCUGCUAGGGAUAGUGCUAGAGCUGAUCCAUCCUUUUCGUCAUCCAACUUUUCUCUGAAUACCAGGCGUCCAUUACAGCUAAAUCCUUACAAGCUGAAGUGUGACAAGGAACCCCUGAAUUGCAGACUUGGGCCACCUGACUUUUAUCCCCAAUCUCCAAACUGCCCAGAGGAGACACUGACUAGGGAAUAUGUGCAAUCUGGAUACAAGGAAACUAUUGAAGGACUUGAGGAAGCUAGAGAGCUUAUACUAUCUCAACUUACUACUUUUACAAAGCCUGUAAUCAUAAAAUGCAAAGAGGCAAUCAGGAAACGCCUUAGGGCUAUUAAUGAUUCUCGUGCCCAAAAGCGCAAGGCUGGUCAGGUUUAUGGAGUGCCUCUCUCUGGUUCACUUUUACUUAAGCCGGGUGUCUUUCCUGAGCAAAGGGCGUGUGGUGAAGACUCCCGAAAGAAAUGGAUUGAAGGUCUAUCCCAACAACAUAAACGCUUGCGUGCUUUGGCUGACCAUGUCCCUCAUGGUUUUAGGAGGAAAGCUCUUUUUGAAGUCCUUAUCAGGCAUAAUGUUCCAUUAUUGAGAGCAACUUGGUUUAUCAAAGUAACAUACCUAAAUCAGGUCCGACCUGUUUCUGCAAACGUUUCUUCUGGUGCAACAGAUAAAACACAAUUAAAUCGCAGUGAUCUCUGGACAAAGGACAUAAUUGAAUACUUGCAGUACCUACUGGAUGAAUACAUCUCGAAGGAUGGCUCUCUUGGCAGGGAUCAAUCUCCGCAAAUGCUUUUGGCUGGGUCUGUUCACAAGGGUGAUUCAACACCCACCCUUACAGAUGACGAGGAACCUUCCUUGCAUUUUAAAUGGUGGUAUAUGGUGCGCAUCUUGCAAUGGCAUCAUGCAGAAGGGUUGGUUCUUCCUUCUCACAUUAUUGAGUGGGUUCUCAGUCAAUUGCAGGACAAAGAAUCACUUGAAACUUUACAGUUACUGUUGCCUAUUAUAUAUGCCAUGAUAGAAACAAUUGUACUAUCACAGACAUACGUCCGUAAUCUUGUGGAAGUAGCUGUUCGUUCCAUACAAGAACCUUCUAGUGGUGGUUCUGAUCUAGUAGAUAAUUCUCGGAGGGCCUAUACUGCCUCUGCUGUAAUUGAGAUGCUCCGGUACUUGAUAGUUGCUGUACCUGAUACUUUUGUUGCUUUGGAAUGCUUUCCAUUGGCACCAUCUGUAAUAUCGGGUGUGACAAAUGGGAGAUCUUUCUUCUCAAAGGCAUCUGAGGAUUCAGAGAAGACUCAUUAUGGUCCGGGAGAACUUAUUACCAUGUAUGGUGACAGAAGGCAAGAUGCUCAUAAUCAGUUCUUGUCCUUUGACUAUCUUGUUUCAUCUAUUCAGAAACGUGCUGAUAAUCUUGGGAAGGCGGUUAGUCCUGGUCUUCAAGGCCAUGGUGUGGCUAAAGCUGUACAGGCCUUGGAUAAAGCUUUAACACUGGGAGAUCUGAGAGGUGCUUACAAUUUUCUCUUUGAGAAUCUCUGUGAUGGAAACAUUGAAGAAGUUUGGAUUGCAGAAGUCAGCCCAUGCCUAUAUUCAUCUAUGAAGUGGAUGGGGAUGGUCAGCUUUUCAUUUAUCUGCUCUCUGUUUUUCCUUUUUGAGUGGGCAACGUGUGAUUUUAGAGAUUGUCGGACUUCGUUGCCUCUUGACCUGAAGUUCACGGGCAGAAAAGAUUUUUCUCAGGUGUACAUUGCAGUUCUGCUUUUGAAGAUGAAGAUGGAAGAUAUGUGUAAUUCAAUUCAGAGCAAGAAUGGAAGUACAUUGGGAGCCGGUAUCUUUUCAGGUGGGACAACUGGAGAAAAUGUAUUUGUAUCCAAAAAUAAAUCAAAGAGUUUGGGUGGAAGAAUAGAUUCAUCGGACAUUUUUCAAAGCCCAGGGCCUGUGCAUGAUAUUAUAGUUUGUUGGAUAGAUCAACAUGAUGUGGGCAAAGGUGAAGGUUUCAAACGCCUUCAGCUUCUCAUCAUUGAACUUAUUCGUUCUGGCAUUUUUUAUCCUCCAGCCUAUGUGAGGCAGCUCAUAGUCAGUGGCAUUAUGGACAGGAGUGAGACUCUGGUGGAUUUGGAUAGACGAAAGAGACACUAUCAUGUUUUGAAGCAGCUGCCUGGGGCUUACAUGCUUGAUUCUUUGGAAGAGGCUCAGAUUGCUGAUGUUCCAGUUCUAGAGGAGGCCCUGCAUGUUUAUGCCAAUGAACGCCGGCUUCUGCUUCUUGGACUUCUUGGUGAUCAUACAAGCCACUCCAAAAAUGGGAAUGAUGUAAGUUUCUUUUCCCCAAAACAAAAAGAUAAUCCAAGUUCUGGACGAAAUGCAGCUUCUCCUUCCCUUGAACACUUGAAAAACCUUCGCUCAGCAUCCAAUCCGUUGUCUGGCAGAGAUGCAAAAAUGAAGGUCCAAGUUUCAGAAGUGAAGGCUGCCAUUUCAAUGUUAUUGCAUCUUCCAAGCUCUUAUUCUGCAGCCUCAGAUACACGAUCUGAUGAAUCUCAAUGGAGCUGCAAGAGGUCCAUUGGGCCAAUUAGUAACAAAAUGGAUGUUACAGAAGGAACACCUGGGUGUGAAGAAUGCAGGAGGUCAAAGAAGCAGAAAUUAAGUGAGGACAGGAGCUCAUAUACGCAUGGGUUUUUACAAAAUCCAUCAGAUGAUGAGGAUAGCUGGUGGGUGAGGAAGGGUCCCAAAUCCAUGGAGUCAUUUAAAGUUGAUCCACCUCUUAAGUCAACCAAACAUGCAUCUAGAGGUCGGCAAAAAAUUGUGCGCAAAACCCAAAGCCUGGCUCAACUGGCAGCUGCUAGGAUUGAGGGUAGCCAAGGGGCAUCAACUAGUCAUGUAUGUGAUAAUAAAAUAAGCUGUCCUCAUCAUAGAACUGGUACAGAAGGAGAUGUUUCUAAGCCAUCAGAUGGCAUGAGAACUGCACAUCUUGGUGAUGUUGUUUCAAUUGGUAAAGCUUUGAAACAGCUACGGUUGCUUGAGAAAAGGGCUAUCACAGUGUGGUUGAUUACUUCUGUUAGGCAGCUUAUUGAAGGGUUUGAAAAGUCUAUUUCCAAGGUUGGCCAGUGUACUGGGCCUUUGCCUUCUUCCAUUGAUGACAAGAAUUCUGUACGGUGGAAGCUCACUGAAGAUGAGUUAUCUGCUAUAUUAUAUUUGAUGGAUAUUUCAUUUGACCUAGUUUCAGCUGUGAAAUUCCUGCUGUGGUUAUUACCCAAGAUUCCAUCUACUACAAAUUCUAAUAUUCACAGUGGGAGAAGCAUUUUGAUGCUACCAAAGAACACAGAAUGCUAUUCAUGUGAAGUGGGGGAAGCAUUUCUAUUGUCAUCCAUUAGGAGGUAUGAGAACAUAAUUGUAGCAGCAGAUCUUCUUCAUGAAACCCUUUCUGCUACAAUGCAUCGAGCUGCCACAGUCAUGACCACUAAUGGAAGGGCUUCUGGUUCAGCAGCUUUUGUUUAUGCUCGAAACUUGUUAAAGAAAUAUUGCAAUGUGCCUAGUGUGGCAAAAUGGGAGAAAAAUUUCAGGGCAACAUCUGAUCAGAGACUCCUUGCAGAACUUGAAUCUGGACGAGCACUGGAUGGUGAGUUUGGUUUUCCACUUGCAGUUCCAGCUGGGGUGGAAGAUCUUGAUGAUUACUUCCGUCAGAAGAUAAGUGGCAGGUUGUCUAGGCCAACCCCGGGCAUGAAGGAGAUAGUGCAAAAGCACAUUGACGAAGCCAUGCACUAUUUCUAUAGCAAAGAAAGAAAACUAUUUACAGCAGGUGCUCCUAAAGGUCCAUCCUUGGAAAAAUGUGAUGAUGGAUAUCAGAUGGCUCAACAAAUAGUUUUGGGACUAAUGGAAUGCAUUAGGCAGAACAAUAAUGCACCCCAAGAAGUGGAUCCCUUUGUAGUGGCCUCUGCUGUUUCUGCUAUUGUUGGUAAUGUAGUUUCUGCUCUAGUGAAAAUGCCAGAUUUCACUACAAGUAGUAAUUACCCAAAUUUCCCAUCCCCUAUAAAUUCAUUGAAUUGUGCUCGGCGCAUUGUACAUAUUCACAUUGCCUGCCUCUGCUUACUUAAGGAAGCCCUUGGGGAGCGCCAGAGCCGUGUAUUUGAGAUAGCACUUGCAACAGAAGCUUCUUCGGCUGUUGCCACAGCCCUUGCUCCAGGAAAAGGCUCUCGUAGUCAGUUUCAACUAUCACCUGAAGCCCAUGAUUCAAACUCAAGUCUGUCAAAUGAGAUGCUGAAUACUGCAAAAGUAUUUCUUGGGAGGGCCACAAAAGCUGCAGCAGCUGUAUCUUCACUAGUGGUUGGUGCUGUUGUUCAUGGAGCUGCUAGCCUGGAGCGGAUGAUAUCUGUCUUAAGAUUAAAGGAAGGAUUGGACAUUAUCCAAUUUGUGAGGAGUGCAAGAACCAGUUCUAAUGGGAUUUCUCGUUCAAUUGGUGCUUUGAAGGUGGACAAUUUGAUUGAAGUAUAUUUGCACUGGUUUAGGCUGCUUGUGGGGAAUUGUAGAAUGGUUUCAGAUGGACUAGUUGUGGAACUUCUUGGUGAACCAUAUAUCUUAGCUCUUUCAAGGAUGCAGAGAAUGCUUCCUCUUAGUUUGGUUUUGCCUCCUGCCUAUUCAAUCUUUGCUUUGGUGAUAUGGAGGCCGUACAUUCUCAAUAGUAAUAUUGUAAUUCGUGAAGAUGUUCAAUUGCAUCAGUCAUUGGCAUCGACCAUAAAUGAUGUCAUAAGGCACCAGCCAUUUCGGGAUGUUUGCUUACGGGAUACUCAUGCUUUUUAUGACAUCCUAGCUUCAGAUGUUGGUGACUCUGAGUUUGCAGCCAUGCUAGAAAUGCAUGGCACAGACAAGCAUAUGAAAACCAUGGCAUUUGUUCCUCUCCGUGCUAGACUUUUCCUUAAUGCAAUCCUUGAUUGUAAAUUGCCACACUCUAUGAGUUCACACGAUGAUGGAACUAGGGUCUCUGGGCAUGGUGAGUUGAAAGUGCAACGUGCAGAAAGUGAGACGAAACUUCAGGAUCAGCUUUUGCAUGUAUUGGAUACCCUUCAACCGGCAAAGUUUCAUUGGCAAUGGGUAGAACUCAGGUUUCUCUUGAAUGAACAAGCUCUCAUUGAAAAAAUUGAUACGCAUAAUAUGUCAUUGGCAGAGGCUAUUCGUUCUCUUUCACCUAGUGCUGACAAUUCUGUUCUUUCUGAGAAUGAGAGCAAUUUCAAUGAAAUCAUCCUCACAAGAUUACUGGUCAGACCUGAUGCUUCUCCCCUUUAUUCAGAGGUGGUACAUUUGCUUGGGAAAUCAUUAGAGGAAUCACUGCUCUUACAAACUAAAUGGUUCUUGGGUGGCAAUGAUGUCCUUUUUGGACGUAAGUCCAUCAGACAACGCCUCGUUAAUAUUGCUCAAAUAAGAGGUCUUUCAACUAAAAUUCAAUUUUGGAAGCCAUGGGGAUGGCCACAUUCAGCUGCUGAUCUAGCAGUGAUCAGAGGAGAGAAAAAGAAGUUUGAAGUGGCCUCUCUUGAAGAAGGAGAGGUUGUGGAAGAAGGUGUAGAUUUUAAAAGGUCAGGAAGGUUAACUUCUCAAACUUUUGAUUCUGAAGGCUUCAACUGCGGUCAGCAGUAUGCGACUGAGAGAUCUCUUGUAGAGUUGGUUCUUCCUUGCAUAGAUAGGAGUUCCAGUGAAUCCCGCAAUGCAUUUGCAAGUGAUCUAAUUAAGCAAAUGAAUGGUAUUGAGCAGCAAAUAAAUGCAGUUACCCGUGGCACAGGUAAGCAAGCUGGAGCAGUUCCUUCUGGGAUUGAAGGUGGUACAAACAAAGGUAGCAGUCGGAAGGGAAUAAGGGGUGGCAGUCCUGGCCUGGGUCGGCGAUCCACAGGACCAACUGAUUCUGCACUUCCCUCAUCUGCAGCAUUGCGAGCUUCUAUGUGGUUGCGGUUGAAGUUACUCCUGAGGUUGUUUCCUCUAAUUUAUGCGGAUAGGGAUUCAUCUGGCAGGAACAUGCGUCUGUUGCUUUCAUCUGCCAUACUACGUCUUCUUGGAAGCCGGGUAGUGCACGAGGAUGCAGAUUUAUCCUAUCCCACACAAAGAAGUUCUCCAUCCAAAAGGGAGGUGGAAUCACCAAUUGAACCGUCAGCAGUCAUAUCAUUGGACCUCUGCGGUGACAGUCUAUUUGAUUGGUUACUGGCUAUGCUGCAUGGGUUGUUGAGCAGUUGCAAGCCAAGUUGGCUGAAGCCCAAGUCUGUCUCCAAAUCAACCGUCAAAUCUCCUAGGGAUAUAUCUGUUUUUGAUCGGGAGGCAGUAGAAAGUUUGCAGAAUGAGCUGGAUCGCAUGCAACUGCCUGAGUCCAUAAGAUGGCGCCUCCAAGCUGCGAUGCCAAUACUCCCUCCCUGCUCAUCAUUCUCCAUUUCUUGUCAGAUGCCUGCAGUCUCAACUGCAGCUCUCGCUCUGCUGCAAUCUAGCUUCUCAGUUCCUAUGUUCCAACAUGGAACUUCAAAUCUGCCCCAGAAGAACCAAGUUCCUUCUGCACGAACACCUGCAAGCAUACCUGGGAAGUCCAAGCCAUUGCCGAGUCAGGAUCAAGACAUGGAAAUUGACCCAUGGACACUCUUGGAAGAUGGAACAAGCUCGGGACCCUCUUCAAAUAACUGCAGUCUGGGUGCCACUGCUGAUCAUUCAAAUCUUAAGGCUUGCAGCUGGCUAAGAGGGGCAGUUAGAGUGAGAAGAACCGACCUUACUUAUAUUGGGGCCGUGGAUGAUGACAGCUGACUACGUAACUGUUAUUAUUUGUCCAGAAUUUGGCAGUUCUUUUGCAGGUGAUGAAUGGCUUAACACACCUCUGCAUUGAGAUUUGAGACUGCUGGUGCUAUGCUCUUCAGGUCCUUGCUUUGAUGUCAAGGAGGAGCUACUGGGAGGAGGGGUCAUGGGUCUUUUUGAUAUUCCAGCCUUCUGGUCCCCAGACCUCGUCGGGAAACACUAACCCCCUUGAUUGAUAAUUCCCCUCCACGAGGAGCCUUUGCAGGUGCCGUUCGGAGGCUGUUGUAUAUAUAGAAAUAUUGUUCUAUUUCCCCCCCACCAAUUCAUGAGGAAUUGAGAUCAGAAAAUAUCUCAAGAACGAUUUGUAGUUUUGAGCUCAUCGAUUUCAAGUCACUGCUCUCUUUCCCUCUCACACAUACACACACACCCCAGAGACACAGACACGUUGUUUUCUCUAUGCAAAGGCUCUGAGGCACGGUCGAUACUUAGAUGUUGCACUACUUGAAUUUUUGUUAACGGGCUAUGGAUGAUGAUGGCCAUUUGCACUGUAUCUCCAGCAACACUUUGUAUGUGGCCCGAUAUUGUUGAUUUGAAGGUUGUUAAAAAGCUUCGGUUAGAAUAUGAUAAAAGAUCCAAGAAAGCAACAACGGGAUUACAAGCAA